GUCUACGUCAAACCGGAGCGGCUGCCAUUGGAUGUUUACGCCCAAUAAAUAUGAACCAAAACCUAAAAAAAAGGGACUCAAACCUCUAAAAGUCCCUAAAGUUUCUGUUUUAAUGGAAUGUGAGACUUGAAGUCACCGAGGGUCACCACCGGCUGCCGUUUGUCCGGAGCACCGACGUCCUGGUCCUGGUCCUGGUCCUGGUUCUGGGUUCUGGUCUGUGGACUCUGAGAACCUCAGACUCAACAUGUGGUGGUUCCAGCAGGGUUUGUGUUUCCUGCCGGCGGCGCUCGUUGUCUGGACGUCAGCGUCCUUCGUGUUUGCGUACGUCACGGCAGUUCUGCUGAGACAUGUGGAUCCUCUGGUUCCGUACAUCAGUGACACGGGGACGAUGGCGCCUGAGAAGUGUGUGUUCGGCCUCAUGCUGGAUGUGUCGGCCUUUUUAGGUAUGGCCACAGUGUAUGUGCGUUACAAACAGGUGGAGGCUCUGACAGGUGAGACGGAGCUCCGCCUCCUCAGACUGAACCGCUUCGGGCUGUCGUUGGGCAUCAUCAGCUCCUUCGGGAUGUGUGUGGUCGCAAACUUCCAGAAGACCACCCUGUUCGCCAUGCACCUGGUGGGGGCGGUGCUAACCUUCGGGGUCGGAGCGCUCUACAUCCUGGUUCAGACUCUGCUGUCCUUCUACAUGCAGCCCCACGUCCACAGCAAGACCAUGUUCCGGGUCCGGCUCAGCGUCGGGGUCUGGACCUUCAGCUCCAUCAUCAGCAUGUUCGUGUCGUCGGUCAUCAUGUACAGCAGCCUGCCCGGGGUCGACGUCCCUCACAAACUGCACUGGACGCCCGGAGAGACGGGGUACACGGCUCAUAUGAUCAGCACCGUGUCCGAGUGGUCGCUGGCCUUCUCCUUCAUCAGCUUCUUCCUCACCUACAUCAGAGACUUUCAGAAAAUCGACCUGCGAGCAGAGGCCGACAUCCAGUGCGACCACCUGUACGACCGGCCACCGGGGGGCGUCGUCACAGCGUCUUUCCGGCACAAAGAUGACACGUCUGAGUCAUCGCCGUUGCUGGGACGACCGUCAUGACCAUGUGACAGGAAGUGAGCAUCUUCCUUCUACUCAGAGUUCAUUCAAACUGGUUUAUGAAAAUAGAGAUGUGAAGUAUUUUCUUGCCACAUUUAAAUUUUAUUUGCACUUUGUAAUUAAU
Sphaeramia orbicularis (orbiculate cardinalfish) is the source of this 1199-nucleotide messenger RNA. It is a transcript of the gene dram2b, whose product is annotated as DNA-damage regulated autophagy modulator 2b. The coding region runs from base 245 to 1078 and encodes 277 amino acids. Gene Ontology annotation, cellular component: lysosome. Gene Ontology annotation, biological process: regulation of autophagy; photoreceptor cell maintenance. The record is from RefSeq and is a predicted model, not a curated record. The transcript is spliced from 8 exons. NCBI's taxonomy places the organism in Eukaryota, Metazoa, Chordata, Actinopteri, Kurtiformes, Apogonidae.